AAGGUUUUUCGCGCGUGAUAUCACAUUUCGAAACACGGCGGGUGCAAACAAGGCACAAGCGGUUGCUUUACUAUCCACGUCAGAUCGAUCCGUCUUCUACCGAUGCAGUUUUGAGGGCUUCCAAGACACACUCUACGUUCAGUCCAAACUCCAAUUUUACCGCGACUGUGAUGUUUACGGGACCGUCGACUUCAUCUUUGGAAACGCAGCCGUCAUUUUUCAGAAUUGCAAUAUCUACGUACGGCGUACUCCUACUGGCACCAAUACAGUCACUGCUCAAAAUAAAUCCAACCAAAAUCAAACCACGGGAAUCAUCAUCCACAAUUCACGUGUCACUGCUGCUACGGAUCUUCUACCGGUUUUGGGAUCCACGAAAACGUAUUUGGGUCGACCAUGGGACAAAUACUCGACGACGGUUUUCAUGAAGACAUAUCUCGACCGUCUUAUUGAUCCACGUGGCUGGCUUGAGUGGAAUCAGACUACCGAUGUCAGCACUUUGUUCUAUGCGGAGUUUCAGAAUAAGGGUCCAGGUGCUUCAACAUCAGGUCUAGUCACAUGGCCUGGGUUUCGGAUCCUUCAUUCUGCUUCAGAGGCUUCGAGGUUUACCGUUGGUACUUUCCUUGCUGGCAGCUCCUGGAUUCCACCCGGUGUGCCAUUUACUUCUGGUCUCUGAGUUGAUAUAUAAUAUGUAUUGCAUAGACUUCAUUUUAAAUGUAACUUGUUCUAAAAAUUCACAUAGGAAUACAAUGUAGUGGGUUAGACUUUUAGCACUCUUUUUUUAUGGACUAAUAAUACUUGCGAUGUUACAAUUGUGAUUAGAAAGAGUAGAGGUAGACGAGAAGAGGAUGGAAUAGUUGAUCGGUUUCUUUGCCACAAGCUUCCUUCCUGCCUUCUUCCCGCUCCAUGUCCCACGCUAUCUGCCUUC
Messenger RNA from Camelina sativa (false flax), 925 nucleotides. Its product is annotated as putative pectinesterase/pectinesterase inhibitor 17. Gene Ontology annotation, molecular function: pectinesterase activity. NCBI's taxonomy places the organism in Eukaryota, Viridiplantae, Streptophyta, Magnoliopsida, Brassicales, Brassicaceae. The record is from RefSeq and is a predicted model, not a curated record. Gene Ontology annotation, biological process: cell wall modification.